GGAAGUGGUGUAUCUUAUUGUUGUGACUUGACUCAGUGGAGAUAAUGAGACCUUUAUGUGUCAGAGUCCAGAUUGCAGCUGUGUGUGUGUGUGUGUCAGUUUGUGUGGAUCAACAUGGAGGAACAGAAGAAGAAGAAGAUUCUGUGUGUGGGUCUGGUGUGUCUCGACAUCAUCAACGUGGUUGACAAAUACCCAGAAGAAGACACUGACAGCAGGUGUUUGUCGCAGCGUUGGCAGCGAGGAGGAAACGCUUCAAACUCCUGCACGGUGCUGUCGCUGCUCGGAGCGUCCAGCGCCUUCAUGGGCUCACUGUCUGCUGGACCGGUGGCCGAUUUUAUUUUGGAGGAUUUUCAGAAGUUCCACAUCGAUGUGUCUCUGGUGUCUGAGCACGCUCAGUGUGUCCUUCCAGCCUCUAUGGUCAUCAGCAACAUCAGCACAGGAAGCCGCACCAUCCUGCACAUGAACAGUUUCAUCAUGGCCGACUUCUCACGGUGUGCUGUCGAUGUCUCUGCGGUGGUUUGGCAGAUAGAAGGUCAAACUCCAUGUGCGUGUUGUGUGGUUUGUCCGUCCAGCGGAUCUCGAACCGUCAUUCUCUCUGACACGAACCUUCCUGAUGUCACAGCGGAGGAUUUCUCCAAAGCCGACCUCCAUCAAUUCAAGUGGAUUCACUGGGAGGGCCGAAAUGCCGAGGAGCAGGUGAAGAUGAUCCAGCAGGUAGUGAUGUAUAACAGCACGUUGCCACAGCAACAGAGGAUCACCGUCUCCGUAGAGAUCGAAAAGACCAGAGAACCGCUGUAUCAGCUGUUUCCUCACGGUGAUGUGGUGUUUGUCAGUAAAGACGUCGCUCGCCACUUCGGCUUCCUGUCAGCUGAAGCUGCUCUGAAAGGACUCUACAGUCGGGUCAAACAGGGGGCUGUCCUGGUAUGUGCCUGGGCAGAAAAAGGAGCAGAUGCUUUGGGUCCAGACGGUUUGAUCGUUCAUUCAGACGCUUUUCCUCCUGAAACUCUCGUUGAUACUCUCGGAGCCGGAGACACUUUCAACUCCGCCGUCAUCUACACACUGUCAAACGGUGGAAGUUUGCAGGACGCUCUGACCUUUGGCUGCAGAGUUGCCGGCAAGAAAUGUGGUUUCCAUGGUUACGACGGCAUUUCCGGAAAGUUCACAGUUGACUGACCGAAGAGUUAAAAACAGUGACGGAUUCAGAGAACUGUCUGUUUCCUCACACUGUAGAAAAUGUUGAGUGAAGUUAAAAAGAACUGACACUCAGAAGAAAUUUUGAUUUCUAAAGACAAAGAAACUGAUGAUUUCUAUUUAAAUAAUUAGCAGUUUGAGAGGUGAAGCUUCAUAAAAAAAACUGACCAAUCUGUGUCAGAGCUGCAUGUUUCAAUUAUUAACUGAUAUAUAACUAUUUGUUAACUGAUAAUCAAUGAUAUGUAACUGAUAGUUACCUGAGAAAUAACUGAUAGUUUACUGUUUGAUAAUUACCUGAUAUUACUUGAUAAUUAACAAUUAACAAGCUAAAUUAACAAAAUGAGCAUUGAUCAUGUUAAUUAACUGCUAGUUAGCUGCGUGAUGCUGUGAGUUUAAAUGAAGAACAUCUUGUUAGGGUUAUUGCUGUAGUUUUUUUACCUGAUGAGAAUGAAAUCCAUCAAACUGAUCAAUAAAUGACUGAAAUGAAA
Messenger RNA from Siniperca chuatsi (mandarin fish), 1679 nucleotides. RefSeq names its product ketohexokinase (gene khk). The record is from RefSeq and is a predicted model, not a curated record. NCBI's taxonomy places the organism in Eukaryota, Metazoa, Chordata, Actinopteri, Centrarchiformes, Sinipercidae. Gene Ontology annotation, molecular function: ketohexokinase activity. The transcript has 9 exons. Bases 115 to 1173 code for a protein of 352 amino acids. Gene Ontology annotation, biological process: fructose metabolic process.